AUGUCAAUGUCAACAAUGUCAGAGCCAAAGUCAGAGUCAGUCAUUCAACAAGCUUCAUCACUCAAGGAGAAGGGCAACCAGGAGUACUCCCGUGCAGCUUGGAACGAUGCUUAUACAUCGUACAAAGCCGGUAUCAACUUGUUGUUGCCUCCAGUCGACAAUGCAUCAGCAUCAUCCUCCUCAAAUGGCGACGACAAUCAACAACAACAACGACAACAAAGCGAAGCGUUGUUAACAUUACUUUAUUGUAAUCGUUCAGCUACUUGUCUGCAGAUGGGCCGACAUGCUGAUGGCUUGGAGGAUGCAAUGAGAUCGGCUGCGUCUGAUCCUACAUUCGCUCGUGCAUAUCUACGCGCCGGUGAUUGUUGCAUUGGAAUGAAGAGGUACAAAGAGGCCAAGGAACACUACUUGCAGUGUAUCCUCAAUAUCAAGGUGGAUCCCGAAGACAAGACCAUGACCAAACACAAUCAGUUGUUGACACAGGCCACCAAUGGAUUGAACAACAGCAAGAUGAAGCUGUUCUAUGAUCCCAUCCUGCGUGGCAAUGACGCCCACUACUCCAAACUCGAGCUACGCUACCUCGACAACGUCAAAGAAAAGUCAUUGAUCGCCACCGUCGACAUCAAGAAGGGUGACAUCGUCUUUGUCGACACUCCAUUCGCUCACAUUGCUCAUCCAUUGUGUGUUCAGGUUAACAAGGACAUUCAAUGUUAUCACUGCAUGGGAUGCCUGGAGGGUGAGAAGGUUGCAUGUCGCGGUGGCUGCAAUGCCUUGUUUUGUAGCCUGGAGUGUAGCCAUGCAAGCUGGAACACCUACCACAUCCAGCAAUGUUGUAAGGAGGAUGGCAACAACCCCAUUGCCAAGUAUCGCCAGAUGAUCAAAGGCGCACCAUCUGAGCCUCAGCUGCUGCUGGCCGAGCGCAUCCUGGCGACGAUUAGUCAGAGCUUGAAACAGCGCAAGGCCAAGAAUUGCAACCUGGCAUUUGGCACGGCGCAACAUCUAAAGCGCGGUCCACUCAUGCGUCAACAGGCAAGAUUCAACGGUGACAAUCUGGUCGAGCUACAGGCUCAGUACCAACCUGUGACCAAUCUGCUGAAGGAGGCCUAUGGAGCCAAGGAGUCGGGGGACGCAAUCCAACAUUCAAUGGAUAGUAUAUUACAAGAGGAGCUGGAUAAGUUGCUCAGCAAUGACUUCUUUGAUAACUUACUUGGAUUGAUUAACUUCAACUCGUCGGCAACUGUGGUCAAGAUCCCAGCGUCAUUACAGCCACCUGCUCCAUCAGUGAGCCUAAAGGCGGCCAAGGGCAAGUCAAAAGCCAAGACCGUGGCCGCACCACCAAAGCGUUUGGACAUGUGGGGCGUAGGUCUCUUCCCGAUAUUCUCAUGCAUGAAUCACUCGUGUCUACCAAACAUUGAACUGAGCAAUGAGCGCAUCGAUGGUGUUACAUGUGCAAUGAUGGUGGUUCGCGCCAAGAAGAACAUCAAAGCCGGUCAAGAGAUACUAAACACCUACUGCGAUGAGACAAUGCCGACUCGAGAGCGACAAGAGCAACUCAAGAGUCAAUAUGACUUCCAAUGUAAAUGUAGUAAAUGCAACUAA
Molecule: messenger RNA, 1599 nt
Organism: Acytostelium subglobosum LB1
Lineage: Eukaryota; Evosea; Eumycetozoa; Acytosteliales; Acytosteliaceae
Exons: 3
Coding region: 1-1599 (532 amino acids)
Molecular function (GO): protein binding
Source: RefSeq, a predicted model, not a curated record